This is a messenger RNA of Cajanus cajan (pigeon pea), 1837 nucleotides long. Its product is annotated as ARID/BRIGHT DNA-binding domain-containing protein. Gene Ontology annotation, molecular function: DNA binding. Gene Ontology annotation, cellular component: nucleus. NCBI's taxonomy places the organism in Eukaryota, Viridiplantae, Streptophyta, Magnoliopsida, Fabales, Fabaceae. Gene Ontology annotation, biological process: regulation of transcription by RNA polymerase II. The record is from RefSeq and is a predicted model, not a curated record.
AGACUAGAGUCAGUGGGUAGUGGAGAUGAAGGUGAAGGUGUAGCAUUUUUAACUUAACCGCCUUUGUAUUAUUGUGUCUUUAGCAGUUUAGCCCCAUCCCACCGCAACUGGAGGCGGUGCAUGGUAGCCAAUUGUGACGUUUGAUUUUCAUGAUAACUUAGCAUACUGUUUAUGCUCCCCAUUCUUUCAAAUUUCAUUUCCAAUUUCGUAUUUAAAAUAGAAACACACUCUUCUCUCUUCUCUUCCCAAUUUCUCCUCUGCAAUUCUCAUUGCCGACACCAAAACCCUACGUUUUCGUCAAGCGGUGGAUCAAUUUCUCUGUCCCUCGCCAAUUAAGGAUCGCUUUCUACAAGUGUUCGUUGUGAGAGAUGGAGGAUGGUGAGCAACCUACCGAUAACUCUCACGGCAUUGCUGAUAUGGAUGUUGUUGACAUCUCUUUGCAAAGUCAACGGGUGUCAUCUUCCCCUAAUCACAAUUCCCCUGCUCAGCUGCAACAGGAUCAAGUGAUGGCGGAGCAGGGUGAUGUUAACAAGAACGGUGAUUCUGAUCCUAGUCAUGUGCUAGAAACCAGUGUAAUUAGUGAGAGUCAGUUUGAACUUGAAGAUGCUAAGACCGUUUCACAUCAGGAACUGGUCACUCCAAAGCCUAAAGAAAAGAAUGUAAGAGAAAUGAAGAAUGUGCUAAAUGAUACUGAGAUGAUUGAAUAUGAUGAGUAUGGCACGCCUCUAGACCGAGAAACAUUUAUGAAGGAGCUUGAGAAUUUCUACAGAGAGCGGUCCUUGGAAUUUAAGCCUCCUAAGUUUUAUGGAGAGCCACUAAAUUGCCUCAAAUUGUGGAGAGCUGUUAUCAGACUAGGUGGUUAUGAUGUGGUAACUGGAUCCAAGUUGUGGCGGCAAGUAGGAGAGUCUUUCCACCCCCCUAAGACUUGUACUACGGUCUCAUGGACAUUUAGAAUCUUUUAUGAGAAGGCACUUUUAGAGUAUGAAAAACAUAAGAGAGAGAUUGGGGAGCUACAGCUCCCUGUUGGAUCAUUUCAUCAAUCUCCAAAUGUGGAAAAAGAGACUGCUGUUUACCAGACUUCUGGCUCAGGUAGGGCACGAAGGGAUGCGGCAGCACGUGCAAUGCAAGGUUGGCAUGCUCAGCGACUUCUUGGAUACGGUGAGGUUGCUGAGCCAGUUAUUAAGGACAAGAACUUCAGUUCCACACCAAAGCGUGAAAAGAACCUAAAAAGUAUUGGUAUGAUUAAUAAACAGAGGAUGUCGUCUAGUCUGGAGCAUGCUGAGAAAGCUGCAAAUAUCGAAGGAGAUCGACAACUGGUCACAGCAGUAGUGGACAUUGGACCCCCUGCUGACUGGGUGAAGAUCAAUGUGCGGGAAACUAAGGAUUGUUUUGAGGUGUAUGCACUAGUUCCUGGGCUCCUUCGUGAGGAAGUGCGAGUCCAAUCAGAUCCAGUUGGACGUCUUGUUAUAACUGGUCUGCCAGAACACGUUGACAAUCCAUGGGGAAUUACCCCCUUCAAAAAGGUUGUGAACUUACCUGCAAGAAUUGAUCCGCUUCAGACAUCUGCUGUUGUUAGUUUGCAUGGUCGACUAUUUGUACGCGUUCCUUUUGAGCAGGGAGCUGUGUGAAUGUUCCUCGUAUAUCAAAUCUCCCUUUAAGGGGUUAAAAUUAAACUUUCAGGGCGUGGGUAUGUUUGGUAGUAUAGUCUUUGCCCUGUUGGAUUAGUCAAACUACCACAAACUUUACCAUUUUUUUAGGUGAAAAAUGCCUAAUUUCACUAAUACAAUCAAAUGCCUUUUUAUCCAUAUACGAAAAAAAUGGACUUUUUACCCUUUUA